AAAUACCUCCACCUUGCCUGGGCCCGGAGCCACAGGAGACCCUGCAGAAUUUGAAGAAUGUUCUGGAACAAUGCAAGUCCUGCCCAGGCUGCCCCCAGGAGCCAGCGUCCUUGGGUCUCUGUGCGGCAUCCAGCAACAUGAGCUUGCAGGACCCUGAGGAGCUCUCCUUCUGCUUGGAAGCUGAGGACGGCUGGGAAGACCCAGAGGCCCUGAGCUCGCUGCUGCUAUUCCUGAAUGCCCCCGGGUACAAGGCCAGCUUCUGUGGCCUGUACGACGUGGCGCUGCCAUGGCUGAGCAGCGUGUUCUGCAGCUUUAAACAAGAGGAGCUGACUGGGCGCCUGGCACAGGCCCGGGUGGCCAAGAAAGCUGGCUUCCUCAUGGCCCUGGCCAGGCUCUGCUUCCUCCUGGGGCAGCUGUGCAGCAGGAGGCUCAAGCUGUCCCAGGCCUGGGUGUACUUUGAGGAAGCACUGGGGGCUGGAGGCAGCUUCGGGGACCUGUUCCUGAUGAUGGCUGUGUACGCCAAUGUGGCCAGCAUUUACCGGAAGCAGAAGAACCGGGAGAAGUGUACACAGGUGGUUCCCACCAUGGCCCUGCUUCUGGGAUCACCUGGCCACAUCUGCAGCACUGAGGCAGAGGGGGAGCUCCAGAAGCUGGCACUGCGGCGGGCGAUGGGCGGCCAGAACCUGCAGGCCGAGGCGCGGGCCUGCUUCCUGCUGGUCAGACACCACGUGUACCUCAAGCAGCCCGAGGAGGCCCUGCCCUUCCUAGAGUGGCUGCUGCUUUUGCACAGGGACUCAGGAGCCCCAGAGGCUGCGUGGCUCUCAGACCGCUCCCUACUCCUGGCUGACAUCUCCAGCCGCAAGUGCCUGCCCCACCUGCUGCUGAGCUGUGUCAAGAUGGCCUCGUUGAGGGCGCAGGACUCGCGGGCCGGCUCACUGAGGAGCGUGAACCUGGUGCUCCAGAACGUCCUCCAGCCCCACAACCUCCCCACCCAGACUUCCCACUACCUCAGACGGGCGCUGGCCUCCCUAACCCCAGGCACAGGCCAGGCGCUGCACUGCCUUCUCCACAGCAGCCUGGCCCAGCUGUACAGCCCCCAUGGCUACCAUGGCCCGGCCAUCACCUUCAUGACGCAAGCCAGUGCUGUUGCCAGAGUCCGUGCCACUGUGGACUGCCUGGUGGCUCUGGCCUGGCUGCACGUGCUUCAUGGGCAGGGCCCGGUGGCCCUGGACAUCCUGCAGUCUGUCCAGGAUGCAGUGGUGGCCAGCGAGGACCAGGAGGGUGUGAAUGCCAACAUGGUGACCGUGGCUCUGAAGAGAACGGGCCAGAUGAGGCAGGCAGCCAAGGGCUACUACCGUGCCCUACGGGCAGCUCGGGACCUGGGCCUGCGGAGGAACCAGGCAGUGGUGCUGGCCACCUUCGGGGCCCUGUGGCUGCACGUGGGUACCAGCAGGCUGGCCCAGCACUGCCUCCUGGAGGCUGUGCGGCUGUUCUCGAGGCUGCCCUGUGGGGAGUGUGGCCGGGACUUCACCCACGUGCUCCUGCAGCUGGGCCACCUCUGCACCCGUCAGGGCCCGGCCCAGCAGGGCAAGGGCUACUACGAGUGGGCCCUUCUGGUCACUGUAGAGAUGGGCCACGUGGAGAGGCCUACAAAGCCGCUUUGGACACACCAAACGAAGUCUGGGGAUUUUCAUCGACCUCCAGAAGAAAGAGGUGGCGGCACAUGCCUGGCUGCAAGCAGGGACAAUCUAUUACAUCCUGCAGCAGAGCAAGCUGGUGGACCUGUACAUCCAGGGAACGAGCACAUGGCCUACCAGCGGCUGGCCCAUGGCAAGCUGGCAGAGCACUUCUACUUCAAGGCCCUGUCACUCUGCAACUCACCUCUGGAGUUCAACGAGGAGACCCUCUACUACGUGAAGGUGUACCUGGUGCUCGGUGACAUCAUCUACGACCUGAAGGACCCGUUUGAUGCAGCCGGGUACUACCAGCUGGUACUGGCAGCCGCCGUGCGCCUGGGCAACAAGAAGGCACAGCUGAAGAUCUACACGCGGCUGGCCACCAUCUCCCACAACUUCCUCCUGGACCACGAGAAGUCGCUCCUCUUCUACCAGAAGACCAGGACCUUCGCCACAGAGCUCAAUGUCUGCAGGGUCAACCUGCCUCCUCUGCCACUCUGCGGGUGGGCCCCCUGGUUGGCCCCAGCCACCCGCACUGAGGACAGCAUCCGAGGGAGUGGGUUUUGUGCGGGGUGGAUGGUCUCCUGCCUCUCCUGGUGUCUCCCGUGGCUCAUUUUCUGGGAAACAGAGGCAUGAAAGCAGGGGUCAAAUAGCA
This is a messenger RNA of Piliocolobus tephrosceles (Ugandan red Colobus), 2331 nucleotides long. Its product is annotated as SH3 domain and tetratricopeptide repeat-containing protein 1-like. Gene Ontology annotation, molecular function: protein binding. Lineage: Eukaryota; Metazoa; Chordata; Mammalia; Primates; Cercopithecidae. The record is from RefSeq and is a predicted model, not a curated record.